AACAUGGAAAAGGUGCUGGUCCCUUCUGUCACGUUAAUUGUAGGCUGUGGAGUAUCUUCGCUGACACUUUUGCUGUUGAUUAUCAUUUAUGUCUCUGUUUGGAGGUAUAUUCGCUCAGAGCGCUCCGUCAUUCUUAUCAACUUCUGCCUAUCCAUCAUCUCCUCCAACGCUCUCAUCCUGAUCGGACAGACCCAGACCCGGAAUAAGGUGAUAUGCACGCUGGUGGCGGCUUUCUUGCACUUCUUCUUCCUCUCCUCUUUCUGCUGGGUGCUGACUGAGGCUUGGCAGUCCUACAUGGCCGUGACGGGCCGGUUACGGAACCGCAUCAUCCGCAAGCGCUUCUUGUGUCUCGGAUGGGGGCUCCCUGCCUUGGUGGUUGCCAUUUCCGUGGGAUUUACUAAAGCCAAGGGGUACGGCACCGUGAACUACUGCUGGCUGUCGUUAGAGGGAGGUCUUCUCUAUGCCUUCGUGGGACCUGCGGCUGCUGUUGUUUUGGUGAACAUGGUUAUUGGCAUUCUGGUUUUUAACAAACUUGUAUCCAAAGAUGGAAUAACAGAUAAGAAACUGAAGGAACGGGCAGGGGCAUCCCUUUGGAGCUCCUGCGUGGUCCUGCCUCUCCUGGCUCUCACCUGGAUGUCUGCAGUUCUGGCAAUCACAGAUCGGCGGUCAGCACUCUUCCAGAUCCUUUUUGCCGUCUUUGACUCGUUGGAGGGCUUUGUCAUCGUUAUGGUCCAUUGCAUCCUAAGGCGGGAGGUCCAGGAUGCUGUGAAGUGCCGAGUAGUGGAUCGUCAGGAAGAGGGCAAUGGAGACUCAGGGGGGUCAUUUCAGAACGGACAUGCUCAGCUAAUGACCGAUUUUGAGAAGGACGUGGAUAUGGCUUGUAGAUCAGUGUUGAAUAAAGACAUCACCACCUGCAGGACCUCAACCAUCACGGGAACACUGAAGCGUCCAUCACUGCCGGAUGAAGAGAAAUUGAAACUCAAUCACCAGAAAGGGUCAUCAAACUUUAACAGUCUUCCAGCCAACGUCUCCAAGAUGCAUCUCCAGGGCUCACCACACUACUUGGGGGCCAUCAACCUGAAUGAGUUCAGCAAUCACACACUUACUCUGAAGAAGGACAAGAACCAGCCUCCUAAGUCCAUCUACAUCUGUGAUGGGGACAUCUUCAAGAAGUUGGACUCAGAACUCUCCCGGGCGCAAGAGCAAACGCUGGACACCAGCUACGUCAUUCUGCCUACCAACACGUCUACCUUACGGGCCAAACAACCCAAAGACGAGAGCAAAUACAGCAUCAAUAUUGACCAGAUGCCCCAGACACGGCUCAUCCACCUCAGUAUGGCUACUGACCCGGGCUUUGUUGUGAAGAGUCCUCCACGGGAGCCUGUAUCCAUGACAUGCAGUGAGGUUCAAGGUUCCCCCAUGAUACAACAACAGCAGCAGCUGGCUCCACAAAAUAUCUCCAACGAGUCACAGAUUCCCAACAGCCUGUGUGACACAGGUGACUCAGGGAAUUCGGGUGUGGUGUCCAAGAGUGAGACCGUCUCCACCCUCUCCAUGAGCUCCUUGGAGAGGCGGAAAUCCCGGUACGCAGAGCUAGAUUUUGAGAAAAUCAUGCACACAAGAAAACGUCACCAAGACAUGUUCCAAGACCUGAACAGAAAACUUCAGCAUGCAGAGAAGGAGAAGGAGUCUCCAACAACGGACAGCAAGCAAGAAAAACAGCAGACACCAAACAAGAGACCCUGGGAAGGAAUCAGGAAAGUCCAGUCCCCACCAUCAUGGGUUAAAAAGGACAUCGAACCUGUGGCACAGUCUCCCCUAGAACUAAAAACUGUAGAGUGGGAGAAAACAGGCGCCACCAUCCCCCUGGUGGGACAAGACAUUAUUGACCUUCAGACAGAGGUCUGAGCCGAAA
Messenger RNA from Leptosomus discolor (cuckoo roller), 1915 nucleotides. NCBI's taxonomy places the organism in Eukaryota, Metazoa, Chordata, Aves, Leptosomiformes, Leptosomidae. The record is from RefSeq and is a predicted model, not a curated record.